AUGCAUUACUAUUUUGGUGGCAAAUGUGAUGAUACUCAUCGUUUGAUUUGUUCACGGUUUGAUGUGUUUGCAGAUGAGGUUGUUAAAGAGAAAAAAGAUGUCGAUGAUAUCAAAUUUGAACAAAAUGCUUGUCCGAAUGGAGUAGGUCCCAACUGCUUUAUUCCUGGUUUUGGUAUUCCUGGUUUUGGUAUGCCUGGUGGUGGCAUGCCUGGUGGUGGUGUGCCUGGCGGAGGUGGUUACGGUGGUGCUCCUGGAGGAGGUGCUCCUGGCGGUGGUGCUCCCGGAGGAGGAGCUCCUGGCGGUGGUGCUCCCGGAGGAGGAGCUCCCGGCGGUGGUGCGCCUGGCGGAGGUGGUUACGGUGGUGCUCCUGGCGGUGGCGCUCCUGGUGGUGGAGCUCCUGGCGGUGGUGCGCCUGGAGGAGGUGGUUACGGUGGUGCUCCUGGAGGAGGUGCUCCUGGCGGUGGUGCUCCCGGUGGUGGCGCUCCUGGUGGUGGAGCUCCUGGCGGUGGUGCGCCUGGAGGAGGUGGUUACGGAGGUGCUCCUGGAGGAGGCGCUCCUGGCGGCGGUGCUCCUGGUGGUGGCUUUCCUGGAGGAGGUGCUCCUGGCGGAGGUGGUUACAGCGGUGCUCCUGGAGGAGGUGCUCCUGGCAGUGGUGGUUACGGUGGUGGUGCUCCUGGAGGUGGAUACGGUGGUGCUCUUGGCGGUGGUGGUUACAGUGGUGGUGCUCCUGGAGGAGAUACUCCUGGCGGUGGUGUGUCUGGAGGAGGUGGUUACGGUGGUGCUCCUGGUGGUGGUGGUUACGGUGGGGGACAUGGUGUAAGGGCUUAG
This is a messenger RNA of Gastrolobium bilobum, 828 nucleotides long. RefSeq names its product glycine-rich cell wall structural protein-like. The transcript has a single exon. Bases 1 to 828 code for a protein of 275 amino acids. The record is from RefSeq and is a predicted model, not a curated record. Lineage: Eukaryota; Viridiplantae; Streptophyta; Magnoliopsida; Fabales; Fabaceae.